Molecule: messenger RNA, 1399 nt
Organism: Miniopterus natalensis
Lineage: Eukaryota; Metazoa; Chordata; Mammalia; Chiroptera; Miniopteridae
Source: RefSeq, a predicted model, not a curated record
AUGAUAGUCUUCAUUUUCCUAGCCAUGGGGCUGUGCUCAGAAAAUGAACCCACUUCCCAGAACACUGACUGCGCAUACCUGAGAGAGCAGUGCCUAAGGGAUGCGACCCGAUGCGAGCAUGCCUGGAGACGCAUGGAAGAUGCCUGCACUGUUCCAGGAAACCUCUGCAAGAUGAAGGAGUCCGCAAGCUGUAACCUGAGCGUUCAGUCCUUAGUGGAAAGCAAUUUCCAACUUAAAGAUUGUCUAUGCACUGAUGACCUCUACUGCACUGCUAACAAAUUGCUUGGGAAAAAAUGCAUCAAUGAAUCAGAUAACAUAAAAGAGGAUAAUAAAUUCAAGUGGAAUCUAACUACUCUUCCCUCUCAUGGAAUGAAAGGGAUCCGGUCCUGUUUGGAAGUGGCAGAGACGUGUGUAGGGGAUGUGGUCUGUAAUACACAGUUGGCCCUGUACCUUAAAGCUUGCUCAGCAAAUGGAAAUCUGUGUGAUGUGAAACACUGCCAAGCAGCCAUACGGUUCUUCUAUCAAAAUAUGCCUUUUAAUAUUGCCCAGAUGUUGGCUUUUUGUGACUGUGCUCCAUCUGAUAUACCUUGUCAGCAGUCCAAAGAAGCUCUUCACAGCAAGCCAUGUGCAGUGAACACAGUUCCACCCCCCACUUGCCUCAAUGUAAUUCACAGCUGCCGAAAUGAUGAAUUAUGCAGGAGGCGCUAUAGAACAUUUCAGUCAAAAUGCUGGCAGCCUGUGACUAGAAAGUGCCAUGAAGAUGAGACUUGCAUCAGUGCCUUGAGCAAGCGGGACCUCACCUGCUCAGGCAGCGAUGACUGCAAAGCAGCCUACAUUGGUACCCUUGGGACGGUCCUUCAAGUGCAGUGCACCUGUAGGAGCAUUACACAAAGUGAAGAACCUUUGUGUAAGGUUUUCCAGCAUAUGCUUCAUAGAAGAUCAUGUUUCAAUUAUUCGGUUCUGUCUAAUGUCAAAGGCAUUGCGCUGCAUAAAAGAAAACAUGCAAAGGAAAUAACUCUAAGUGGAUUUCAUUCCCCCUUCAACGGAGAAGUAAUUUAUGGUGUCAUGGGCAUGACGGUCACCUGUGGAAUCCUUCUCUUGGUUAUGUUCAAGCUGAGAACCUUCAGAAUAUCAAGUCAAACCAGAGACCCUUCACCAAUCCAAAUACCGGGAGGGAGGACUCAUGGUCCAUUAAGAGUCUCGGAUCAUUAACAACCACUUCCUCUCAAGCAAGUCUUUCUAGCCAGUCAACAGACCAUCCUGUUCAUCAUCAAUAAAGAAAAUGUUAAGAAGGAUUUAAUGAUAUCGUAUCAUUAAGUAUAAUAAUGUAAGGUAUAAUAAUAUGGCAUGUGUUCAAUUUAUUUUUUCUUAAGAAAAUAUUUAAGUAUAAAUAUACAGU